AUGGUGCAGUCAACACUUAACCCAGCCAAUUUCACGCAUUACGAUCAACAAAAACAAAGCUGUCUGUUCUCUGUACUCCCCCCUGAGAUUCGCUAUGUGAUUUUCUCCUGUGCACUGGCCAGCACUCUGGACAUGACUCAAUCGUUUGAUAAUCAAGGAUACUCUACUCGGCCCGGCUACGAGGCUCAUCACCGCACGUGGACAGAAUUGCUGCGGACAUGCAAAAGGGUCUACAUGGAGGCAUGGUUCAUGCCAUUCAUGGGUUCAGAGCAUGCCUUCUACUUGGCAUGGAGUGAGCGAUCGCCUCGCCGAAUGACUAGUAAACAGAAAAUGCAGCAAUACCUCAACGCGAUCCAUGACCGACACGGCGAGGUACACACAGGUCGCAUCCGGAUCUUUGCUCAGCAAUGUGAGCUUCGUGCUCCAUUCAAAGGAAUCUUCACGAUGCAACACUUCCAUCCCAUAUCUGUCACAGUUACUAUUCGCUAUACAGAUACCUGGUCAUGGGAAAAUAACGAUGCUCUCAAUAUCGGAGCGAGCUGGACUAAGGAUAUGAUUCUACCAGCUAGUGUAACUAGCUUCAGUCUUGAUGUUGAAAGUCUCAAGCGUCGGAGCGCUGAAGUGGACUGGGUUGCGCAGCAGGCCUCUGAGAGAUGGCACUUCACCCGCAACGAUGGUGUUCUUCUUCUUUCGUGUCCAGAUGAUAUUUCCAUCUCGCAGUGGACAGGUAGCUCUGUGCUAGGCGAGGAACGCUGGAUUCGGGAUGAAGUGCAGCCUGGUCGUCUUGAUUACUAUGUCGGAACAAUCACAUGGCGGCCCUCAAAUGAGCCUCUGGGUGGACGCCCAGCUGAAAACGAAACUCUUGAAUAUAGUGAGACUCUUGGAUAUAAUCAUCAUCGUGUUCCGCCGCCUUGGAGGCCUUGGAAUGCCAUCAAUGUGCAUGACUUGAGGAGAGCGAACAUCUCUCUCGAUACUCCACCAGAUCAGGUGUGCGAGCUCUACCAGAGUUGGCUGAAUGGCACGCAACCUGGGAGCAAUGAAGGCAGCGAGGGUGAAGAAAGUGAAAGUGAAGAAACCGGGAGUGAUUCAUAUAAUGAGAGCGCUGAGUAG
Messenger RNA from Penicillium macrosclerotiorum, 1110 nucleotides. RefSeq lists its product as uncharacterized. The record is from RefSeq and is a predicted model, not a curated record. Lineage: Eukaryota; Fungi; Ascomycota; Eurotiomycetes; Eurotiales; Aspergillaceae. The transcript has a single exon. Bases 1 to 1110 code for a protein of 369 amino acids.